This is a messenger RNA of Trichogramma pretiosum, 1249 nucleotides long. It is a transcript of the gene Spec2, whose product is annotated as CDC42 small effector protein homolog. Gene Ontology annotation, molecular function: small GTPase binding. Gene Ontology annotation, biological process: regulation of Rho protein signal transduction. The coding region runs from base 835 to 1149 and encodes 104 amino acids. The record is from RefSeq and is a predicted model, not a curated record. The transcript has 4 exons. NCBI's taxonomy places the organism in Eukaryota, Metazoa, Arthropoda, Insecta, Hymenoptera, Trichogrammatidae. Gene Ontology annotation, cellular component: plasma membrane.
UAUCCCGCUAACGCUCGAACCGCGAGCACGCACAGGCCUCCCGAACGUCGUUCGUUUGUUCGUCGAUCCGUCCCCCCCUUUCAGCCGCACUGUAUACAUUGUGCAUUAUAUACACACGAUACUAUCGCGUGUUUCGUGAAUUUUUGCAGCUCCGAUACCUUUCUACUACUGAAUUAAUAAUAAAACAACAUCUUGGAAGUCGCGCGAGGUGUGUGAUUUUCUUCUAACACGAGUUUCUGUCUCUAUCGGCGCCCGCCCCCACCGAAAAAUUCAAAUUCACGCGUGUGCUGGCUGCUGUUGUUGUUGUUUUGGUCUCGAUGGUUCAUGCAGUUUCUUGUUGUUGAGUAGUGCAAUUGUUGUUUUACAUCGUGAGAUCGUAUCGAGCUCGCUGUCGCUCUCUGCUCGACUCGCCUGUAUAACCUAGAAAUUCCGCAGUGCGAAUAGUCCCCGAGCGCAGUUUUGUUUAUUUCCAAAGGAUAUACACGCGAGCGGCAGCGCGACGCUGUGAAGUGUGUGCGCGUGUGUGUGCGUGUGUUGUCAACGAGUGCACAAGAAAUCGUCGUCGUCGUCUCUGAAUAUAACAUAACUCGCGUGUGAUAAUCUUCAUCUUCUUCUUCUUCUUGCGUGGGGACUCCUCUGCGCGAUAAGAGACACAAGUGUGCCAAAGGACUGUCUGUCGUCGUCGUCGUUGUUUUUCCUCGAUCGAAAGAGGAGAGACGUUGGUUACGCAUCGCAGCCCAAAAGCACGCUCCGUAUUACAAACAGAGACGUCGUCGUCUCCUCGUGCGCCCAACCGGCAGAACCGCAAAAACGGCGCAAAAAAAGAACGGAGCCAUGGCGAGCACGGGCGAGGUCUGGGUCCAGUGGUUCACCUGCUGCCUGACCCAGCAGCGACCCGGCGCUCGGGCCAAGCGUCAACAGCAGCAGCAGCAAAACCAGUCACAACACAGAGGAGUCAACGGUACGUCCAGUGCACAGACGAGGCACAGGAUAGACCGGAGCAUGAUCAGCGCCCCGACGAAUUUCCAGCACACCGGCCACAUCGGCAGCGGCGAUCUCGACAUGGCCAGCGCCCAUCUCAACGCCAUACAGACGCAGAUGCAGGGCAAGGGCGGCUACGAGACCGCCUUCGGAGUCAAGGCCUGCUGAGAGCCAAUGGCACCGACGGUGCACGCGAACGACCUGUGAAACGACGAGCACGAGCCCCGGCCGGAAUUAAUAUUUAACAAUGAUGAUAAUCGUCGUACGA